This is a messenger RNA of Racocetra fulgida, 506 nucleotides long. The record is from the annotation of a GenBank genome assembly. Lineage: Eukaryota; Fungi; Glomeromycota; Glomeromycetes; Diversisporales; Gigasporaceae.
UGAGAAUAAUAAAAUCAGAAAAACCUACUGAUAACGAUGUCACGUUAUUAAAAUCUGAUUCUCACUUUGAGGUUAACAAUGUAAACGAUGAAAAAGAUCAACAAAUUUCAACUAGCUCUGUUAGCGAAACUGCUUCACGUCAAGAAAAUGAAGAAGAUGAAUCCUUUUUAGAAAUGCACUUGAAAUCAAAAUCUGGAUAUCCUGCGAAAAAUGCACGUAUAAGUUAUAAAGAAGUUUCUUCUUAUACACCAAUACAAACUGUUGUUGAACGCGCCAAAAAAGUUGUCAAUAGAAAAGAUUUAGUUGUUGUAGGGCGUCAUUCACAUGUGAAUGAACCUCAUCACCAUUAUGAAUUUGGAGAAUUAAUUAAAAAUUUAGGCAAUUAUGGUAAUGAUACACAUAAAUCUCUAGGCUAUGUUUCUGAAGCAUUUUUAGUUGGGGGUGUUAUGGCAAGUCUUUUGGUUUUACAAGCAAAGCAAGUUAAAGAUGAAAAAAAAACGAGUUGA